This is a messenger RNA of Lineus longissimus, 2805 nucleotides long. RefSeq names its product glycerophosphocholine phosphodiesterase GPCPD1-like. Gene Ontology annotation, molecular function: starch binding; glycerophosphocholine phosphodiesterase activity. The transcript has 18 exons. Bases 153 to 2180 code for a protein of 675 amino acids. Gene Ontology annotation, biological process: glycerophospholipid catabolic process. The record is from RefSeq and is a predicted model, not a curated record. NCBI's taxonomy places the organism in Eukaryota, Metazoa, Nemertea, Pilidiophora, Heteronemertea, Lineidae.
CUCCCUUGGACUUUAGAGUGAGGAUUGAGAAAGUGGCAAAAUUUGUGAAUAUCUGUUUAUGUAGGCCUAAUCAAUAAUCCUCUCUGAAGACCAAGUGAUAUAUCCAGCUCUGAUUGGGAGUCUGUCAUGUCUGUGAUGAUAACAAAAUAAAAAUGUCAGCACAAAACAUAGACAUUGAAUUUCGUGUCUGUGUCGAAACUCGACCUCAGGAAGUUGUCUGCGUUGUAGGAGACGACAACAAACUUGGUAAAUGGCUGCCCCAUCGAGCUCAACGGUUACGAUGUGUACAGAGCGCUGAUAUGAGACCAGGAGAAGAAGGAGAAGUUUGGAGUCGCAUAAUCAGUCUACCAGUAAGCAAAGACGUGCAAUAUCGUUACUUUACGAGUUACAUCAAGCAGGCAGAUAACGAGGACUGUGAUAAUGACAUCACCAUCACAAGAUGGGAAACAAAUAUAAGACCAAGGGUUUUAUCAACAAAAACAUGUCAAGAAAAUGGUACAGGAAAAGCAGUUGAAUUUGGAUUCUAUGAUGGAAAGAAAAGCAUAGAUAAAGGUUGGCUCCUGGGCCACACUGAAAUCCAGCUCAGACUUCACUCGUCGCCAAUAAAAUUAUGGAAAUCGAAGACGAACGAACAACAGUACUACAAGGUCAAGAGCACACACAUGGACUUGAGAUACAGAGAGUCAGACGAAGAUGAGGCGUCCUCAGAAUUCGAUGACGAUGUGAGCCAAGACGUUGGUGCCUUUAAUCCCCAGGCUGCUGUCAGUGUAGCGGUUUUGAAGGAAGGCCAAGCCUCACUCCAUGAGCAAGGUCCAUUCGGAGAGACGUUCUGUCCUGCCACUGACUACAUGGUAUUCAAAGCUCAAACCACGGAACCAGAAUUUAUAAGUUUUAAGUUGGAGAUAUACCUCGACUCCAGUGCCAACUCGACUGAUGAACCAAUGUACCUUGGAUAUGCCUACCUCCUGCCUGUUAACUUUCAGCAAACGACCGGCGUCAAAAGCCUGCCAAUAAAUGGUCCACGACACAAACCAAUAGGACAGAUUGCAGUCGACUACCUCAUUAUAAAACCAUUGAAAAAGAGCGCAUGUGAUAUGAAGGUUUCCUACGCUAACCAUUGGAAGCAGCGACGGCCUCUAGAUGUCGGUCACAGAGGCAUGGGCAAUUCCUACAGUGCAAAAAAGCUCGCCGUUGUGAGAGAAAACACCAUAGCAUCUCUUUCGACGGCUGGUACCCAUGGAGCAGAUUAUGUCGAGUUUGAUGUUCAACUCAGCAAGGAUCUUUUCCCAAUUAUCUACCAUGAUUUUUCCGUCGUCCUCACAUUGCGCAAGAAAACCAAAGGAGAUAUGGAUAUGUUUUCAAUUCCUGUGAAAGAUUUGAAUAUGGAACAGUUACAAUCGCUCAAGACUGAUCACCAUACAGUAUUGCAUGAUAAAUCAAAAGACCUCCACGAAGAAGUCACUGACCACGAAGAUCACCUGCACUUUCCCACGCUCAGCAACUGCUUCCAGUCCGUCGACCCUCACGUUGGCUUCAAUGUGGAGAUCAAGUAUCCACAAAGUUACAAGGAUGGUUCACAUGAAAUGGACCCAUUCUUCGAGAUGAAUAUGUAUGUUGACAUCAUUCUGGAGGACAUCUUGAAAAAUGCCAGCAACAGAAGGAUCAUUCUGUCGUGUUUCCAUCCUGACAUCUGCACAAUGCUGCGCUUAAAGCAGAACCGCUACCCCGUCCUGCUCCUGACCUGUGGUAUAAACAGCAUCUGGUGUCCAUACACAGACCAACGCUGCCUCGGGAUCAUGGACGCCCUCUACUAUGCACAGAGUGAAGCCAUAUUGGGAAUAGAUGUUUACACCUCAGAGCUGAUGGACCACUUGGAUUACGUGCAGCGUGUCAAGGCGGCCAAGUUGGUGCUGUUUGUCUGGGGCGCAAUCGAUGAUGCGGAUACUCUCAAUUUGCUGCGGCGACAUGGUGUCGAUGGCAUAAUCUAUGAUAGGAUUCAAGAACUAAAAGGCGGAACUGACAAUAUCUUUAAGAUGGAACAAGAUGCAAAGAUGCAGUUGCCGACUGCAAUGGCUAGUAGCAGUAACGAGAGGAUGGAGGCUGGUGGGGGUCUAGCGCAUCAUGGCUCUUACGACAGCCAUGCUCUGGGUUCUAUGGAAAGCAUGGAUAGUGUAGAAUAGUGACUGGUCCGUCGCAAAGCCGUAAGGUGUGAUUUGCUGGGUACGGGUGUGGAGUGUGUAGAAUAAACAAGAUACUCUGUUGGCGAUAUUAACCAGUUUUUGCAUGUCUGUUUCUCAUAGGCCUAUCACAUGUAAGAUAGGCCUGUUGUACGUACAGGCAUCGCUCAAUCGGCUAUAUAGUGUCUACACAGUAUUUGUACCUGUAUAGUAUAGUAACCACGAUGUGGGUGAAAAGAUAUAUUUUGUAUUGAUUAUUGAGGCCUUGUCCUUACAUUGGUUUCCCUCUCUCUAGAACACCCCUACAAAAGUCCUUUAGGCUCAAUCUGAAAGCACACCUGGAUAUUUUGUAUUGAUUAUCGAGGCCUUUUGUCAGGGCAUUAGGUGACAUGCAUCAUUCACCCACCAAAUACUUGUAUAUUCUUUACGAUUUUAUUCAUAUGUUAAAUUUGGGGCUAGUUUUAGAGGUUCUGUUAUUUUGGUGUCGGAUGUGUAAAAAAUGUUGCUUGCAAAAAUGACCAUCUUUCAUUCAAUAUUCAGAGUUGUAUCGGCUCUGAAAUUAUUGAUAUAGUUGUAAAUAGCAUUUUCGUAUUGAGUGUGAUGCUCUUCAGAUUCUUUAACAAUAAAG